This is a messenger RNA of Sceloporus undulatus (fence lizard), 4305 nucleotides long. It is a transcript of the gene TMEM204, whose product is annotated as transmembrane protein 204. The transcript has 3 exons. Bases 848 to 1528 code for a protein of 226 amino acids. NCBI's taxonomy places the organism in Eukaryota, Metazoa, Chordata, Lepidosauria, Squamata, Phrynosomatidae. The record is from RefSeq and is a predicted model, not a curated record.
GAAACACAUCCUGUUCAUAUCUGACUGCUGUGGCAGCGGCUCUGUUUGUUGCACUCGGCUACGCCCUGACUCUCACCAAAAACAGCCACAAAAACAACUGUUUCCUCUCUCCAUUGAGAGACAGGAGAGAAAAACUUCCUUAGAGCAGAGAUUCAGCUUUCCUGCUUCGAUUGCUCACGGGUCUGAGAGCUAUAGAAGAACAAGAACAGUAGAGAAGAUUGCCUUGGAAUACACCAGCCUUCCAGGACUCCUUGGAGAUAACGCUGCAUUUUUUGGUGGUGUUCAGAAUUUGUUUUGGCAAUGAGAAUGAAAUUCUAGCGUGUUUGUGGGAUGUUCUGAGCCUGGAGAACUGCACGAUUUCGGAGGUCUCGCUGCUUAACUCUUAUAUGUGGGUGUCAGCCUCUUCUCACAGCUGUGCUCCAGAGGGCUGAGGUACCCUGCAACGUUACCAAGAAUAUUAACUGAAGCUGUCCAAGAACGCAGCAUUCCCUACCUCAACAUUUUACAAGCCAAGUCCCAGAAAAAUGCAAGCCUUUCAGCUUGUCAUCAGCUCGGCUCUGCUCAAAGUGCAAGAAGGUGGAUAAAGUAUCACUUGGAAACACAGCAUUGUGGAAACGUCAGGCCUGCUCCUUUCAUAUGGAUUUAUUUUUCCUGCCUACUAUUUCUUUGUGUGAUCAGACAUACCAUAGCAGCUGACUUUGAGAAUGAAUGGUGAUGUUCUCUAGCCAUCCAUAACAGCCUCCUGUGCUUACCUUCCCUCUACAGUCCUAAUUCAAUGCACUACAAUUGAUUGGGACUCUUGGAUCUUGUACAACGAGUGUCUGCCAACAGUGGAUGACAGUCAGAUAUGACUGUCCAGAAACUGGUAGCCACAGCUGUGUUGGUCGCUCUGGUCUCACUUAUCCUCAACAAUGCUGCUGCCUUUACCCCCAACUGGGUGUACCAGACCUUGGAGGAUGGGCGUAAGCGCAGUGUGGGGCUGUGGAAGAUGUGCUGGCUGUCAGAGAAGGGAAAAGGUGGUGCAGGCACAGGUGCCAGGCAUGGGCAAGGGGCAGAACGUGAAUGCGAAUCCUUGGGCUGGGGUACAGAGCCAGCUGGGUUCCAGGAAUCCCGUAGCACAGUCAAACUGCAGUUUGACAUGAUGCGGGCCUGUAACAUGAUCGCCACCGUCGCUUUGACAGCUGGUCAGCUUCUCUUCAUGAUGGGACUGGUAGAACUCCCCAUUAUUUCUCAGGAUACACAAUUGUGGGAAGAAGCCAUAGCUGCUGUUUUCCAACUUGCCAGUUUUGUCCUGGUCAUUGGGCUGGUAACCUUCUAUCGCAUAGGACCCUACACUACCCUGUCCUGGUCCUGUUACCUGAACAUUGGGGCUUGUCUUCUGGCCACACUGGCUGCUGCCAUUCUCAUAUGGAACAUCCUUCACCGACGGGAGGACUGCAUGGCACCUAGAGUCAUUGUUAUCAGCCGUACCCUGACUGCCCGCUUCCGACGGGGGCUGGAGAACGACUAUGUUGAGUCGCCAUGUUGAGAAUGUUUGGGUGGCAGAGGGAAAACUCUCCAGAGAAGAUUUGAAAAAUGGAUUGCUUUCUAUAAAUACGCCAUUUAAUUUAAAUAUUGAAGAAAACCGUGACGUUUGCAUUUCCAUUAAAGAAGCCCAACAUUAUUAUUUGGAUGGGCUACAUCUAUAUAUAACAUGCCUCUCCCCGGUGUACAGUGUAAAAUACUAACAGCUCGAACAGUCUUGAUGGAAUGGCAGUCUAAAGAUAAGUGGUUCAAAUUUUGGCAGACAUAUAGCAAAUGAAAUUGAGGGAGGGGGGUAGGAAAUGGGGAAAAUGCAGUCCAAGCUCAACCUUUUACCAAAAAAAAAAAAAAAGCUAUCCUGUAAAAAAACCUCCAAUAAUGGAAGAACAAGCGCAAUGGUUUAGCUACAGAAGUUACCCUUUUCAGAACCAACAACUGAACAGUCUUAAAGAGAGAAUAACAGCUUGAUCUGAGUGACUGUUUUCGCUCACUAUAUAUAAUUUGCAGCGAUUUUGCAACAUUUACUUUAAGAGGAGACAAUCAUCCAAAAUUGUAGAUAUAUGUAAUCUAACCAUUGGCAUAAUUCUAUCAUUUAUCAGGUAUGGUGAAAAAGGGUUAUUUUUCAACAAAUAAUAACAAAAGAAUGAAAGUUUAUAAUUUUAAACGUGUCUUCUGUAAUAUUUCAGAACAUUUUACAUGCCAGUAAACUGUUAGCAAAGAGGUACAUCCUAAAGACCACCAUUGUGUAAUGUGCACCGUUUAACAUAUAUACUUACUCAAGACAAAAAUGUUUAGUUCCUCUUUCCCUUAUGUUUAAACAAGUCCAGUUGGCCCUCUGUUUUUUGGGGGGAUCCCUUCUGGACCACUCUGUGAAAAUGGAGGCUUGCACAUAUUCAAUCCUCAUAGGCUUGAAUGGGGUAUGCCCCCGUGUGCACUUGCCAUAGGAAAUUACCUCUCCGUGUAUAUUUGAGGGCGCGGAUCUCAGAUCUGUGAAUUAGGAGGGGUGACUGUAGUGGGAAAAGUGUAGCCUUCCAGAUGCUGUUGGAUUACCAACUCACAGCAUUCCUUGCAAUUGGCUAUGCUUGCCAGGCCACAGGGAUUGCAUUUAAAUAUCAGGAUGGCCACACAAUUCUCAACUCUGCUAGCCUAACCAAUAAUUCAGUUCAAAAUUGAUGACUGGGUAUUUUCAAAUUUUAUGCCACUUUGCUUUGGGAAAUUAAAGUAACAUACUAAGAUAUGAACUAUCAAAGGUAUUGGGAGCUUCAGGGACAUGGUGGGCAAUACUGCCUAUUUAGUUUAUUGGAAGGUAAAAAAGUAUUGUUUCUCAUUGAUUUGACAGGAAUGCAAAAAAUGAAAAUUGACCCAAUCGACACUUAGGUGUAUCACUGAAAUGUUCACUGUCAAACAAACAGGACAUAUAGAAAGAAAGCUAGGAGAAGCCGGAAGUGACAUUUCUGGCACAUGAAAGCAGAUUAUGAACAAGGUUCACCCCCAUCUAUUAGUCCAUGUAGCAAAACAUUUGAGAACCAUGGGAGAUGUUACUCGAUGCAGUCAAGGAACAUUGUUUGAUGGACCUGUGAGUCAUUUCAUAUUUAAUGUCUCUUUCUUAGAGACUUUUGUAAUAUAUAACAGUUUGAAAUCUGUCCUUUAUUUUUAUGCUUGCAUUAUUUCAUUUUCUUCACAAAAGAAAUUAUCAAGCUGGCUCUUGAUUUUCAUCACAAUUAGGUGCUAUAUAAGACACAUAGACAAGUUGAAUGAGCUUAAGCCCAAACACAACCUGGGCAAAUAAAGGCCUGCAGACAUUUAAUGUUCUUUUGGAAUUAUAGUUCCCAUUCCAUGGGUAUAGAUUAUCAUCCUGGGGCUUUUAUUUCAAAUAUAAUUUGCUAGCUUUUGUGGGUUGACUGAUAUAUUUUGAUACAUAUUGGUGAAAUAUCGAAACAAGCAGAGAAAGUAAACUCUGGAGCGAAACAGACGGCCUGCUAAAGCCGGCUUGUCAUCGGCUUGGGGGCAUGGCAUUUAGCCACGUCAUUCGCCCGGAAACCGUGCCAGCGAUUACAUGCUGGCUGGCUUCCGGACGAAUCGGGAGCGUGGCAUUUAGAUGCCAUUCGCCCAGGAGCCGGUGAAACGCCAGCUCCAGCAAUAAAGGGGCGCCCCAAAUAGAAUCUGGUCCCAAUCUGGCAUUUUUGGGUGGUCCGUUUCGCACGAAUUCCUUCAGACCAGUUGUGACUGCCAAGAUAUUUCUAAAAGCUAUCAAACUACUGUAAUUACAUUUCAAGUAUGAAAAACCUGCAUCAAAUGAUCAAAUAAGCGCAGCAUUUACACCGAAUAUUAUUUGAGAUAUCUGGCCCCAUUAAAAUGAUAUACAAAUUAUUUUAAAUAACUAGGUUGCAAUCCAGUCGGCAUUUUGUUAAGUUAGGGCCAAAACAGGCGGGCAUCCCGGAGCGUACAGAAGCUGCUUCCAGCUCGGUAAGACUAUAUAGGGGGUUAUAUAUUAAAAAAUUGGGCUUUAUUUCAGUUUGCCUGGCUUGAUUUUUGGAAAAGCUCUAUGUCUGCUGAAAAUUCAAUGGGUUCUAAUUAACUGCAAUUUUUAAAAAAAAGAUUUAAAAUAUGAGAGUAUUUAACACAUGUUAUUUCUUUUAAUACUGCAAUAACCAUAUUGUAAUAAUGUAAAAUUAGACAAAAAAUGUGGCUUUGUGGCCAAUUCAAUUAUAAUAUUUGGAAUCACUGUGUUUAUAUUAGAAAUAUAAAUAAAGUUGAGAAUGUUCAACUGCCUCAAAGAAGAAA